Molecule: messenger RNA, 760 nt
Organism: Planococcus citri (citrus mealybug)
Lineage: Eukaryota; Metazoa; Arthropoda; Insecta; Hemiptera; Pseudococcidae
Gene: ND-15
Product: NADH dehydrogenase (ubiquinone) 15 kDa subunit
Exons: 3
Coding region: 135-578 (147 amino acids)
Source: RefSeq, a predicted model, not a curated record
UCACUACUUAUCACAUUCACACGAAUAAAUAUUCAACCUUCGAGGCUUCGAAUUGUCUUCGCCAAAAUAAAAUAAUUUUUGUUGUUCGUAAAUAACGCCAAUCUGUGUUUUUGUGGUUGUCUUUUUAUUUCGCAAUGGCCCCCUCAAAAAAUCUAAAAAAAGAGGAAGAUCUUCUAACUCGAGUGCACGAUGAGCCAAAUGCAUCACCCAGGAUCUUACGUGAACAUGAAGUUUACCGACAAACACAGGACGGUCGACCUCUAGUAACGGUGUUUACUCCUUUUUUGCAAACUGUGUUCACCGAUUGGUUUCAUAUGCCAUUCGAUAUGCAAUAUGACCAAAUUUGUGGAAAGAUCGAGAGAAAUUUCUACAGAUGUAUGGAAGCUUACGGUGGUAAUCGAGGAUUCAAGGAAUGUCGAGACUACAUCGACGAUUAUCGAGAAUGCACGUCAUCUGACAAACAGAAAGCUAGAAUUAAGGCAAUGAUUGAAGAACGUAGACGGCAAUUCAAAUCUGGAGAACGUAAGGAAUAUUCUAAACCUCCGAGAAUGGGAUCAUACGAAUCUAGCGUAUAUUGAAAAAAAUACUCCGUUGUUUGUGAAAUAGUUCGCGAGUAUUGCGUAGAAUUAUCGCGAUGAUUAAAUCUCAUUGCUCGAAAAUCAUGUAAUAUAAUAUAUGCAAGUAUUUGUUUUUCCAUUUAUAAACUUACGUUAUGUACAAGGAUGUUGAUAAUUUAAUAUAAUACAUUUUAAGCCCCGUU